AUGAAAUGUGGGAUAACUAAGCCAUACCGCAUUCUGGUCCUCAUCUGCACAGUUACGGCGAUGGCCCUUCUGUGGUGGGCCUUCAGCCUGUCCACCUGGGCGAAGGUGGACAUUGCUAAUGGCCACCAGGUCCUGUUCAGUGCCCUGUUUGCCACCUGCAGCCAAGAGGUCAAGUGCUGGGUUCCUCCACCCAGGUCAUGUGUCUGUGUGUUCCUUGCGUUGCUGCUGCACACUCUGUAUAUUUGGAGAGUAACUGACAUAUUCAAGGAAGCGAAAGUCACCCUUCUCUACCCCUAUUUCAUCCUCUCAGUCAGCAUCAUGCUGUUUUUCCUGUCUGGAAUUCUCUGUUUCAUCAGCGCCCACCACUGUUGGUUUUGGUGUGUCCUGCAGCGGCCUAUUCAAGUGGAACCCAUGCAAACACCCAUGGCCAGUCACUGCCCUGUAACUGACUCUGAGAAUAAACUGAGUGCAGACAGCUACCCGACCCUCCGUGGUGACCGUGGGAACCCCCUGUCGAGCCUGCACUUCGAGACUUUACGGCUCCAUGCUCUUGUUUAA
Molecule: messenger RNA, 558 nt
Organism: Pipistrellus nathusii (Nathusius's pipistrelle)
Lineage: Eukaryota; Metazoa; Chordata; Mammalia; Chiroptera; Vespertilionidae
Source: the annotation of a GenBank genome assembly